Molecule: messenger RNA, 1190 nt
Organism: Arachis duranensis
Lineage: Eukaryota; Viridiplantae; Streptophyta; Magnoliopsida; Fabales; Fabaceae
Exons: 3
Coding region: 35-907 (290 amino acids)
Source: RefSeq, a predicted model, not a curated record
CUGUUUUGCGUUUGAUUUGCAACGUUAAAAGAAAAUGAUGCCAGAUCAGUACGGCAAGAAAGUUGGAUCAGAUCGGAACUCUAAUAAGAAUAGCUGUCACGACAAAGAUAGCGAGACUAACGUCCAAGCUUUGCUUCACCACAGGUCAUUAAGCGAUGAUGAACAGAAAUUGAAUGUUUCUAAAGUGGUGACAAGUAAUGAAACCAAACGGGAAGUAGAUAGAGUAUUCACCUUUGACGAGGUUUUUGAAGGACAAUGUUAUCAUCGUCCUCCUCUCCUAAAUGGCACCAACUACCUCUAUUGGAAGAAUAGAAUGGCAAUUUGGAUCAAGUCGCAAGAUUUAAGAAUUUGGGAUGUCAUCGAAAAUGGAAACCAUGUUCCGAUAAAGACAACAUCAAAGGAAGUGGGAGAAGUUGAAACGUCAACCGAAGAACUUAAACCAAAAAGUGAAUGGACCGAUGACCACUAUAAAAAGGUCUCAUUCAAUUUCAAGGCAAUCAACUAUCUUCAUUGCGCCAUCACACAAAAUGACUACAUGAUGAUUUGUACGUGUGAAACGGCAAAGGAGAUAUGGGAUAAGUUGAGUAUAACACAUGAAGGAAUAGGUCAUGUAAAACAAUCAAAGAUUUCCCACCUUGUUCAUGAAUAUGAACUCUUCCGAAUGAAGGAAGAUGAAAAGAUCGAAGACAUGUUUGGGAGAUUUUCAAACAUUAUUGCGAGCCUCAACUUGCUAGGAAGAAAGAUACCAGAAAGAGAAGUUGUGAGAAAAAUUCUGAGGAGCCUAACGCCGCAAUGGAACUCCAAGGUGAUUGCCAUAAAAGAAGGGAUAAAUUAUGAUGGUCUCACCUAUGACCAAUUGAGAGGUAAUCUAAUUACACAUGAGAUUACUUUCCUUAAGAAGUCAUAAGGAGAAGAUAAAAGGAAAAAGAGUUUGGCGCUAAAUGCAUCAUCAAUCAAAGAAGACGAUGACGACGAAGAACAAGAAUUUGCUUUAUUGUUAAAGAUAUUUAACAAACUAGCUCAAAGAAAAAAACUGAAUUUCAAAGGAUGUGUCAAGGCAAAGGACUAAAAUGUUGUUAUGAGUGUGGUAAACUUUGACAUAUCAAGUCUAAUUGUUCAAGUUCUAAGCUUUCGAAAGGAGAAAAAUAAAAAGAAAUUCAAGAAGCAGUGCACCUACAUUUAGUGGGAAA